This is a messenger RNA of Impatiens glandulifera, 1958 nucleotides long. RefSeq names its product poly(A)-specific ribonuclease PARN-like. Gene Ontology annotation, molecular function: 3'-5'-RNA exonuclease activity; RNA binding. The coding region runs from base 49 to 1788 and encodes 579 amino acids. Gene Ontology annotation, cellular component: cytoplasm. The transcript has 8 exons. NCBI's taxonomy places the organism in Eukaryota, Viridiplantae, Streptophyta, Magnoliopsida, Ericales, Balsaminaceae. The record is from RefSeq and is a predicted model, not a curated record.
CCAAACAAAUGAAUAAAACUGUUUCAGAAAUUUAAUGUAGUAGGAGAAAUGCUUCUUGGUAAGCUACAGAAGCGCUUCCUCUGCACCUAUGCUGCCGCCGCCGCAAACCAGAGCCGGCGUCAAUGGCCGACGGUACUACAAGUAACCAAAACCAAUUUCACGGAGGCUUUGCAACAGUUAGAAGAUCAUGUCCAUUCAUCUGAUUUCAUCUCCGUUUCACUCCGGAACACAGGUUCCUACUCUUCGUCUUGGCAUCGUCUCCUUCCUAUUGAUACUUCCGACACCGCCUAUUUCAAGGCCAAGUAUGCCGCCGACAGGUUCCAGGUUCUUCAGUUUGCCGUUUGUCCCAUCUCUGUUAGGUCUUCCAAGCUUAUUUCUCACCCGUACAACUUCCAUUUAUUUCCUAGAGAUGUGUUGAAUUUAGGCAUGCCAUCAUAUACUUUUUCUUGUCAACCAUCAUACCUUACUCCAAUGGCUCAAGAAGGAUUCGAUUUCAAUGCCUGCAUAUACGAUGGCAUAACAUAUCUGUCUAGAGAACAAGAAUCUCUCUCAAGAGAGAAGAUAGGAAAUCUGGUGCCCAGUGACUAUAUGGCAAACUCUAUUUCUACCCCCUCAGUAGCCGAUUCCAUUUUCAGCGAAAGGAUAAGAUCACGAGUUAAAAAUUGGAGAAAGGCAUUCAAUGAUGAUUCCUGCACAAAAAAGACUGAAGUUGCAGAAGCUUUAAUCAAAUCACUGCAGAAGCUUAUGUUAGGAAGUGGAGAAUAUAGCUCCAGACCCUGCUUGAGCAUUGAUGUCUGUAGUGACCGUCAAGUGCAGCUGAUUUUAGAGGUCUUGGGGGAAUUCAAUGAUUUUGUACCAAUGAUAGUUCCAGCCAAAGGUGGAGGAGCCCAGGCAGUUCGGAUUGUUUUAACUAGUUCUGAAGAAGACAAGAUUCUUUUCGAGAAAGAGCUACAAAGUCAGGAAAAGGAACAAAACAAGCAUGUUCGUGGUUUUCGAGAGGUGAUUGAUUUGAUUUCCACAUCAGAGAAACCUAUAAUUGCCCACAACUCACUCAAUGAUUUUUCAUUCAUAUAUUCAAAAUUUAUUGCUUCUUUGCCUCCAACAUUUGAUAAAUUCAAGAGCUCGUUGCUCCUGAAUUUUCCCUAUGUAGUUGAUGUUGGUCAUCUUAUGAAAGAAGUGAGGAGACACCUUUAUACGACACCAGAUAUGGAAAUCUCUCGUGGAGGUAGUGAUGGAAAAACAUUGGGAUUGGGGAGUAAUGCUGUAAGGAUAGGCGAAAUAUUUGCAAAAAUAUGCUCUGUUAUGAAGGUGAAUCCGGAAAGUCUGGGAAAAAGUAAAGAUGGCGGUCUGAAAUCUUACGUGAACAACUUUGACAACAGAAGAACAGUCAGUGUGAAGGAUUUAGUUUUCAUAUGGGGGUUCAAGAAGGGGACGUCAGCUCAAUUGCUAAAGAAAAUCCUCUGUAAUAGCUCUUUCUCUUCCCAUGAUGAAGAAGCAUUUUCUGACAUCCGGUUAUUGGACAAGAGCUGUGCAGUGGUUGCCUUUUCGAAACCUGGCUCUUCUGAAUGCUUUCUAAAGGCCAUGCAUUCCUCGGGAGGAUUAUUAAGUGCGGCCUCUUAUGGAACAUAUAGCAAGGCUUGUCAGAUGGGGAUGUGGGAAGUUGAUUUAGCAGAUGCUCUGGAUAGAGCAGUGAUGCUGGAUGGCCACGAUCUUUCUGGAACACAUCUUGAUGAUCCAUCGGAGAUCAUAUGGGAUGAUGAUCUGAUGAUUGACCUUGAUGAUCUUUAGAACAAAAAGGAAGAAAUAUCUUGGUUUUUGAUUUUGUUCUGAAAAUGAAAUUAGCCUCUGUAAAUUAGAUACACUUAAAUACUUCAUUUCUGAUUUCGAUGAUGCAAAUCCAUUGUUGGAUUUGAGAAGUUGUAGUGCAUCAAUAUUUAUAAUCUAAUCAAGAUUUUGUA